UUGUCCCCUGACAGAGUGCUAGAGACCACCUCCCUGAAGGAAAGAAUGGCCAAGUACCAGUCAGCCGUUACCAAAAAGGGCCCACUAGCACGCACUGUGAGUUUGCGUGCGUGUUUGUUUAUUAUAGAUGUUAUCCUACAGUUUUUACACACUCCCCCCCUCUCACAUUGUUUAGUCUCCUCUAUUUAAGAGAGACUAGAGACACCGUUGAAUCAGUCACCAGACCUAAAUGUCCUUUUUAGAAAGUGGUCCUCUGCUCUUGUUUAAUAGUCCAGAAAUCUUGGUCACACCACAUUACAUUUUUACAUUUGAGUCAUUUAGCAGACGCUCAUAUCCAGAGCGACUUACAGUUAGUGUAUUUAUCUUAAGAUAGCUAGGUGGGACAACCACAUAUCACAGUCAUAGUAAGUACAUUUUCCCUCAAUGAAGUAGCUAUCAGCAAAGUGAGAGCUAGUAAGAAAUAAAUAAAACAUCCAAGGCUAAUGUAAGGAUAGUGUAAAUGGAAAAGUUGCUAAUCUAAUGUCAAAGAAAGAUAGAUCUUACUUCACAUAUUUUGUAAAGAUGGCCAUGGUUUGGCAUUUCAUGUCUGUCUUAUCACUGUGUUCUUCUACAGGCCAGUCAAUCAGAGGGAGAGGAUAGCAGCCUGAAGGAAAAUGUGCCCCCUAGUGGUGUGGCUGUGGUCAGUACCUAUGUGUGUGUGCCCAUGCAUUUGUCUGUGAGAGAGAGUUGGUUUUGAGGUGGGUACGUGAGAGAGGGAGCGACUGAGGGAACAUAGUGAGUCUUUGAGAUAAACGAUAAACUGUGUUUGUGAAGAUUAGUUAAUUGGAUAGGGUAGCAGCGUUUAAACAGAUACACACUGUAAACCAAUCAAAGCUGAUAUGCUGUGAGUAAAUUAACAUACAAGACUGAACUUAGUCUCCUAAAAUACCUGCUCUUAAACAUGAAUACACAGUGACUGUAAACUCUUUCAUAUGGAUUUUUUUAAACUACUUUACAUGGAUGAACAAGCUAUACUGUUUUUUGGAUUGCUAUAACAAGGUUCUCUCCUUUUUCCCACUCAGAGCCAGGCUUUAGAGUCCUACAGCAGAAAAGUUGCUGUAGCAGAGACCAAUGGUGAGUCAGCUUUAAUUUCCCUCCCUAUCUCUCAUGAUGUCAACCCCACAGCUCUCGGUUGGGGGUGCCGGGGACAGAACCUCACCCAGCGGGGCAACGGCUGCUCUCACCUCUGAUUGGUCCUCUGUAUUCUAGGUUAAAGGGCAGAGAGGGGUGGAGCCACGACUGAGUCGUUACUCUGAGUUACUGCUCUGUGUCUAGUGAAAAGCCUGGCUGCUUUUUUUCAAUUGUUAUAUUGCUCUGCCCAACUGUGACACUGACCUCCUCUGGAGUCAAGAUGAGGUCCCUGUAGUCUGACCGGUAUGUUAUGUGUUUGGUCUGUUUCAGGGGAUGGCAUGGACACAUCUAGCUCUAAGGGUAGUACCUCCUCUUCAUCCUCGGCCCACAGUGACUUGCCCAAGGCAGCCAGAGUGAGUUCUCUCCAUAGCCUCCAUCACAAUGACGCUUACAACUGUAUUAAAUCAAGGAUAUCAAUAUAAAAUCUGACAGCAAGAGUUGUUACUGACAACCACAAUUCAGUGUAUGAAAGGCAAAUCCUUAAAGUGUAAGUUUAUGUGUGUGUGUGUGUGUGUGUGUGUAGAAGUUCUGCCUUCCCAUGAGGGAGACGUGCAUUGCGUGCCUAAAGACGGUGUACCCGCUGGAGAGGCUGGUGGCCAACACCCAGAUCUUCCACACCUCCUGCUUCCGCUGUCUCCACUGCAACACCAAGCUCCGGUACUAGUAGGGAUGCUGACUCACUACAGGACAGUUCAAAUAACAUUAUAUUGUCAUUUUGUCAAAAUGUACUUUUUCAUACAAAUGUCACAUUCCAAAACAUUUAGAAAACAUUAGGGAAAGAACAAUGAACAUGUAAAAAAAGUAUUGUCUAUCGUGCAUUAUAAUACUAUCUUUACAAUAUGCCUUUUUAAUUGGAUUUAUCCCAAGCUGAAUCGAUUGGAGUAACAUUAGCUUUGAAAUGUACAUUUGUUUCAGUGACCGGUGUCUUGUCUGCAUCUACCUAACACAUGUUUUUGUGGUUCUUUGCUGCUCUCUGCUGUUCAGCCUGGGGAGCUAUGCCUCUCUGCACGGUAAUGUCUACUGCAAGCCCCACUUCAGCCAGCUGUUCAAGGCCAAAGGCAACUACGACGAGGGCUUCGGCCACCGCCCCCACAAGGACCUGUGGACGCCCCGCGCCGAGGGAGAGGAGGAGGAGGAAGAAAAAGGAGUAGACCGGGAGGUGGAGAAGAGGCCUAAGGAGCGGGCAGAAAGAGCGGUGGUGGUGUCCCGUCCAGCCGAGACACCACCCUCCCCAGCCAAACAGUCCAGCCCCACGGUGGAGGAGUCUCCCCUGGCCAAGGUGACAGACCUGACUGCCUCUCUUGAGACACACAGCCACACUUCCUCCACCGAGAAACUCUCCACCGCCGAGAAAAUACCAGAGGCCCACAGGCUGAGGGUUGCCUGGCCCCCUCCUGCUGACAUUGAUGCUGGGGCCUCUCCUGCUCUGGAGGCUGGUGGUGGUGUGGGCCGGCCCUGGAGGGCCAAGUGGCCCCCGGAGGGCGAGGUGUCAUCGUCCACCCUGAGCCCCGACAGGGCCGAGCUGAAGAGCCUCAGGAGGAGCUCGUCUCUGAAGGAGCGUAGUCGGCCCUUCUCGGUGGCCCCCAGCCUCACCACAACCAAUGCCCUGGGGCCACGGGAGCCCCGCCGGCCCCUCAAAUCCCUGCUGGAGAGGAGGGGGUCGCUGGAGGACAGCCAAUCCACGCUUAAGGAACCAGAACCCCAACCCCAGAGGGGGAGAGAGGAGGAAAAAGAGGGGAGCAAGCCCACCCCGCCCAGCGGCAGUGCAGUGAACGGAGAGACCAGCUGUAAGGAGGUGGCGAGUCUGCCGGCGAUGCAGGAGAAGAGAGAAGAGCCGAUGAAGAAAGGAAAAGAAGCAGCAGAAGAGGAAGAGGCUUCUCUAAAAUGCCAAAGUGCCUCUCCAGACAUCCUAGCAUCUCCGCCCCCGCAGCCCAAACACAACCGCAGCUCCCAGGACGUGGGCUUCUGGGAGGGGGAGGAGGGGGGGGGAGGAGGGGAGGGGGAACAGCUCACCGUAGAGGAGAUGAUCAAAAGGAACCGCUACUAUGAGGAGGAAGAGGAAGAUGACGUCUGA
Molecule: messenger RNA, 3244 nt
Organism: Coregonus sp. 'balchen'
Lineage: Eukaryota; Metazoa; Chordata; Actinopteri; Salmoniformes; Salmonidae
Source: the annotation of a GenBank genome assembly